AUGAAUUUGGAUGUCGUAAUCAACGGUUUAAAAGUUGAUGCUAAAGAGAUAUCAACUAUUUUAAAUAUUAAUCCUGUGUUUAAAGAAACAAGGAUUCGAAAAAGAAAACGAUUUUUUUCUUAUGAGGAAAACGAAGAAUCAAUUAAUUCUCAGAAAUCACCAGAAGAAAAAUUUAAAAUUGAAUAUUUUUAUCAAAUUGUUGAUACUGCUAUACAAUCUAUGGAAUUACGUUUUCUACAAUUUGAAGAGUAUUCUAAUAUGUUUGGGUUUUUAUAUUCUCUUGAAAAAUUAUGUAAUUUAAGUGAAAAUGAUUUUAUGAAAUGCUGUUUUGAUUUGGACAUUUCUCUGAGAGACGGUGAAAAACACGACAUCAAUGGCGCAGAAAUUUUAUCUGAGUUAAAAAUUAUCAGACAAAUAAUACCAGUAGAAAUAAAUACGUCCAUCGAAAUAUUACAAUUUAUAAAAGAUCUACAAAAUCCAUUUACUAAUGCUAAUAUAUCUUAUAGAAUAUUACUAACUAUUCCAAUAACUGUGGCCAGCGCAGAAAGAUCUUUUUCUAGAUCAAAACUGAUAAAAUCAUAUUUAAGAACAUCAACGACGCAAGAAAGACUCUCUUCACUUGCAAUAUUAUCUAUUGAAAAAUAUAUAGCUUCAAACUUAGACUACGAUGAAGUAAUUAAUGAAUUUGCUAAGUAUAAAGCAAGAAAAGUCAAUUUUCUCUAA
This is a messenger RNA of Sipha flava (yellow sugarcane aphid), 723 nucleotides long. RefSeq lists its product as uncharacterized. Gene Ontology annotation, molecular function: protein dimerization activity. Lineage: Eukaryota; Metazoa; Arthropoda; Insecta; Hemiptera; Aphididae. The record is from RefSeq and is a predicted model, not a curated record. The transcript is spliced from 2 exons. The coding region runs from base 1 to 723 and encodes 240 amino acids.